CGAGCUAGGGAAACUAAACUGCUACAUUUUGACAGUGGCAGUUGCCUGUCAGGUGAAUUUUCAACAGGUGUAAAGAUGUCUGAUCCAAGCAAGCAGGAGAUAUCGACGAUAUUUAAGCGGUUGCGCUCAAUACCAACGAAUAAGGUAUGCUUUGACUGUUCAGCCAAGAAUCCCAGCUGGGCAAGCAUCACCUAUGGAGUAUUCCUCUGUAUUGACUGCUCUGGGACUCAUAGGUCAUUGGGCGUACACCUGUCCUUCAUCAGGUCCACAGAGUUGGACUUCAACUGGUCAUGGUUCCAGCUGCGCAGUAUGCAGGUCGGAGGCAACGCCAGUGCGAUGGCUUUUUUCAAUCAGCAUGGCGGCACAUCAAGCGCUGCCAAUACUAAAUACAACAGCAGAGCUGCUCAGCUCUACAGGGAGAAGAUCAAGACUAUGGCAACCCAGGCCACCAGACAUCAUGGCACAGAGCUUUGGCUGGACAGUCAGCCUCUCUCUCCAUCGCCCACAGAUAAGCAGGUGGACUUUUUCAGCCAACACACACAGGUGACCUCAAAUGACCCCAUCUGCCUGGAGCUUAACUCUGACCUAUCAGCCGAGGACUCCUCGUCAACCAUGGAGAAGAAUAACAACGAAGAAGGACCCACAGUUGAUAUGCUCAGUGUCUCUCCUAAAGCUGCUCUAGACACAGCCUGUCUGUUCAAGAAGAAACCAACGGCAGCAAAGAAAACGCUUGGCUCUAAGAAGGGUGGACUGGGGGCCCAGAAAGUGAGCAGCCAGAGCUUCUCUGCGCAGGAGAAGAGGGCCCAGGCCGUGGACAAACUCCGAGCGGAGACCAGCGUCAGCGCCAGCACAAAACCUGCCGCGGAACCCGAGGAAUCCAAUGUGUCCUCUCUGAGGCUGGCCUACCAGGACCUGGAGGUGCAGGGAAAGAGCCAUGGGGAGAAGCUGAAGGGUCUAGAGGGAAAGAGGAAAGAACAAGCUGAGAGACUGGGCAUGGGCCUUGGCGCCAGAGGUGGGGUGUCCCACUCUGUGAUGUCCGACAUGCAGACCAUCAAGCAGGAGUCCCCAGCAGACCUUCAGCCGCCUCGUCUCAGCAGGUUUGAGGAGGAUGACCGAGAGGACCACGGCACCUUCUCCUCCUCCAGAAUGUCAUCCAAAUACCUCGAUGAUAAAGCAGAUUCAUCCGACAGCUUCUUCUCCCAGUGGGGUGGAGCAUCCAGAGAGGCUUCCAGGAAGAACGAGUCUAUUAAGCCAGAGCCAGACUUCUACAUCAACUCAAAGACUUCCUCUCAGGAUGACCGGCCCACUUCCCGAAGGAAACAUGACGCAGGCCCGAGCUCCUCCUCGGACGAGGCACAAAGGAAGUUCGGGGAUGUGAAGGCCAUCUCCUCUGACAUGUACUUCGGAAAGCAAGACGAUUCAGAAUAUGAGGCAAGAACUCGCCUGGAGAGAUUCUCGGGAAACUCUGCAAUUAGCUCCGCUGACCUGUUUGACGAGCAGAAGAAGUCCAACACUACAGGCUACACUCUGACCAACGUCCUGCCUAAUGCGCCGGACAUGACGCAGUUGAAGCAGGGAGUGCGCUCUGUUGCCGGCCGCCUCUCUGUAAUGGCGAGUGGAGUUGUGUCCACCAUUCAGGAUCGCUACAGCACAUGAGCUUGGAGGGGCGUCUAUUCAACUCAGAGACGUGGACCACAGACCAGAGGGCUGUACUGUAUGUGACCACCAUUCAGCAUUGGAUUCCGGUUCUAACCCACACACUGAUUGUGUGCGAUGCAUCGAUGUAGCUUUAUGAAGUAGAUAGAUGUUCGAUCUGCCACAGAGCUGGAGAAAUGCCUCUGUGAGUUUGGUAUGGAAAGCCAAAGCUUUUGUGUAUAACCAAAUCAAGGGGUGAAGGAGUUUCUUUUUCCUUCACGUUCUCUUUAUAAAUGGCGGCUUAUGUUGGUUAUAUCUUUCUUGGGCACUUUCUUUUUUUAUAACGUACAGCAGACUUUUGAUUUGGGAUUAUAUUUUUGGUAUAUGCUUUUGCAGAUAUUCAUUAAUUUUGUGGUUAAUGCUGAAGUACAAGAGUGUGUGUCUCUUUGCCUUAUGUGGUGGGAGUGUCAUGUAAAAUGUCACCUCAUCUUUAGAAUUCCUGUAAGUCUUGAAGAUCACUAAAAUUGCUGAUGGACUGAAAAUUACCCAUAGGCCAGUUAUUUAGUUGCUUCAAAUUGAGGUGUAGUUGACAGUUUGGAUCUAUACAGUCUUGGUUUGGUUUUUUGUUUUCUGUAUAUUAUCUUGUCAGUUUAGUUUACACAUCCAGCAAAAUACUUGUUCAGAUAGCUGAGCAAAUAUAUAAAGAGAGUUGGCUGUUCGGAAGGAUAAAACAAAACUCUAAAGUCAAACAAGCCAAUAUCUUGUUAAUUACAGAGAUACACACUAUAAUGAUGUGCAAUUUGGAAUCUGCAUCUUCAUUUUAAAAGUUUGAUGAAGGUUAAGACUCAUUUGAUGUAGAAACCCUUGCACAUGCAUUUUGCAAGAAUGUAGGGUCUGCCAACACUGUUAGAAGGAAGCUGAAGUUGUUUGCUUGCUACCAUUAUAGGUUCUUCUGUCACUUUUAUAGAUGGCUGUUACUGCUGUAGUUAUUUUUCUGUUUAGCACUUUUUACACUGUUUAUUUUGCUAAUUUCUUGUUUGAAGUGAACCACCAUCUCACACAAAAAAAAUGUCUGUUGGGAAUUACAAUAAGAAUUCCUGCACAAAGGGCAGUGCAAAGCUUUAAUGAGCAAAUGUAAUUGCAUUAAUGUCAUAUGGCUGCUCCCGUCCACAUAGUUUAAUUGUACAGUACAUCUUGAUAUGGAUCAUGAGGCUAUUUACAGUCAAGUGCAGAGUAGUCUAACCUGUUUUACACUGAUGAAAUGGGAAUCCUCCUGUUUGAUAUGCUGUGUUUGCUGAUGAGCACAAGGGACAACAAAUGUACAAAAUUAAUAAAAGAGGGUUAUUGAUUUAAAAGUGGUGCAUGGGAAUACAAUGAAAUUAAGUUUGCUAUGGCCAGUUGAGGUGUGUUUUAUAGUGAAGGAGUUUGUUUUGCCUUUUGGACAUUACCAGUUGUGUAUUUCCUGCUCAGUAUAAAUGCUUAUUAAACUGUACCCAAAUGUAAA
Molecule: messenger RNA, 3139 nt
Organism: Alosa alosa (allis shad)
Lineage: Eukaryota; Metazoa; Chordata; Actinopteri; Clupeiformes; Clupeidae
Gene: arfgap3
Product: ADP-ribosylation factor GTPase activating protein 3
Exons: 16
Coding region: 76-1656 (526 amino acids)
Biological process (GO): COPI coating of Golgi vesicle
Molecular function (GO): GTPase activator activity
Source: RefSeq, a predicted model, not a curated record